Molecule: messenger RNA, 576 nt
Organism: Rotaria sp. Silwood2
Lineage: Eukaryota; Metazoa; Rotifera; Eurotatoria; Philodinida; Philodinidae
Source: the annotation of a GenBank genome assembly
AUGUAUUCAAACAACAAAAAAACGCGUUAUGACCUUGUUAAUGAUUAUAUUCUAGUUAUACCAUCAAUUCGAGCACAAUCUACACUUAUUCAUAGUACAAUUGGAAAAUCAACACAUUUACGUUGUUCAGCUACAGCACCAUUUGAUACAUUAUUAUAUUGGCGCCGUAUUGAUAAUCAUAAUAUAUCAAAUCAAUCAAAUAGAUUUCGUCAACAACAACAUAUACAUGGUCAUCUUUUACAUACAACUUUAUAUAUAAAAGAUGUUGAAAAAACAGAUUUUGGUUUAUAUGCUUGUUACGCUGAAUCUAAAGCUGGUCAAAGCAAAUCUAUUAUUGAAUUGAAAGAACAUCAUCGUCCAUCAACAACAAUAACAACAACAAUUAGUACUACAAUUAUAUCUCAAAUAUUAGAUAAAGAUGAAUUCAUUAUAAUAACGACAACAACACGUGCACAAUUACUUAAACGAAAUAAAAUUUCUGAACAAACAACAAAUCUUACAAAAACUAAUUUUGCGUCAUCAUUAUUUAUGUCAUAUUAUCUAUUAAUUUUAAUAAUGUUUUUUCUUUAUUUGUAA